AUGGCAAAUAUAUCCCGCUGGGGAAUCAAAUCCCCCCAAGACCUACGCCCGCUAUCGUGGGAGGCUGCAAAGGACGACCUCGAACAAUUUCUGAAGCCGAACCCUAAUGAUACAUCAGCCGCACGACUCGCGCAUGUUGAAGGUCCGCACGGCUCGGGCAAGAGCACCGGAAUGAUAGAAUUUAUCUGGGAGAAGACCCAUACCUCCGACCGUCGCAGCGUGGUUAUUUACGUGCCGGCGUUAGCCCUUGAAGCUCUGAUGCUUUCCGCGUACUUCGAGACGACAGCUUCACCGCAUGAGAAGCUAAAAUACAAUAUCUGCGUCGGCCUCGAGAACCUCAAGCCCAUGCUCCACCUCGCAACUGCUACCCAGCUUCGUACCGCUCUCCGUGGUGCGCUUCGCACGCAUACGCCUCAUCGGCUCGUCCUCUUGAUAGAUCUAGAACUGUCCCCCACAGCCGACGGCGAGCUCCUCCUCUCUGAGCUAGUAAAGUGGCAUCGAGGACUAACGCCCGACUGUCACCUUACUCUGAUCACCAUGGCUGCAUUUACACGCCCGCCCGUGCACAAAUUUUGGGAGGCCUGCCUGAAUACAAAAUGUCGGCAUAUUACCUUCUCCUCCACAAAGAUACCGGCUCUAACUAGCAAGCAUUUACCGCUAAGUACCAUCUGGUGGCAAGAGAGCGACGAGAAUCUUCCUACGCUAAUAUUAGAUGCAUUGCGUACAGCGAUUCUUGUUCCCUCAGUAUUGAACUACAGCGACAAGGCCAGGAGAGAUAUAUUUGAUAGAAUGGCACACAUGAAAUCUCGCAUGAAAGACUUGGAUGGUACCGCAGCUGUCGCAGAAGCCAUCAAGACUAUCGAAGAGUUUUCUAUCUUGGCACAAGGCUGUAUUCUGGGCCCGUGCGUCGUCGUGGUUCAAAACGACGAAGACAACAACAUUGACAUCAGCGAUAUGCUGUACAACGAUCCGAUGUUUGUCGAUGUCCUCGAAGUACGAGCCGGGCCGAAGGAAAAUUUGACAGAUUGGCUGGAGGCUAUCAUAUAUCCCGGGCCCAAGGUAGUCUACGUCGAAGCCGACACGCCCGUCGUGCUAUACCUCCCGAGGGUUACGGCCAUAAUAUCCCUCUCUACCUACGCCAGCAAGUCAUUCGACCACGAGACCUGUGCACUCACCUGGGCGAGCACACAGAAAUCGCGUAUGGAGCUCCUUAAAGAGCAAUCAUAUGCAAGAAAGACUUCCGCCCCCACCAUUCCGACGCCUACCAAGUUCUACUACGUCAGCAAGGACGACGGCCGCUCUUCGGGCGCCAACUUCGACAAAUACUUCGACGAAUGGACGCUAGCUCCCCCGGCCCCCGCUUACGAAGGCCAGUUCGUGCGCUUAUGCUUUGAGGUCUGUGCCCCAUGGCCGGACGAUAAGGACCUUACCAUCCCUCUCCCUGCGGUGUCCAGCCUCAAUCACAUGGCAAGAGUAUGGGAAAGCCUCAUCAACAUGGGUUGUUUGAGCCGCCAUCCGAAAGGGAGUCCUCGGCCCGUGCUUAAUGGGCCUCGAGCAAGGCGGACUUUGGACUUUUUAGAUUCCGAGUACAACGAGUUCGGGACCGUCCCCUUGGCUUUUCAACUGGCUGGGAUCCACGACGCCCAAUCUGACGCGGUAAAGCGGGUGCUGAUCAGAAUCGCCUCGUUCAUAAGCGAAGGCCCUUUUGCCGUAUAUUUCUCGGAGCUGAUCGAAAACAAACGCAAAGAGCUCGCGUUAGUAACCAACUCUCGGAUAGCAUACGGACAUGGUAUUACAGAUAUCCACCAGAUCGUCGCUGGAGAAUGCGUAGGAAUAGGGAAGCAGGAGUUUGAUCGCGGUGCUAUAUGGAUCAUACUCGGAUUGUUCCUCAGGGCGGAAGCAUCCCUAGCUAAAGGCCAAGAUUUGGAGGCGCAAGAAAAAGGAUACAACGCGGGUAUCGAUCUCGAGAGCUUUGAUAUAAUCAUCGAAAAGGUCCGCGGACUGGAAUCUAUGCACGGCAUCCAGCCGUCCCAAGAUCCUGUCCGGGAUACGGAGCUGAGCCCGGAAGAAGUGAGUUACAUCAUGAUGGACCUGAUGAAGGUCUGGUCGUCCCAGCUUGUCUACUUCAAGCGCAAGUCAGGGAUGACCUGUAGAGAUCUUACGUCAUGCAACGAGGUAAACCUAAACGGAUUUCCCCAUAUAAAUGUGUAUGGGCUGUUUGAUAGGGAUACCUCGCCAGUCAACGAUGUAAUUUUCGCUUUCUAUACGGACCUGGCCAUCUCACAGGAGCGUCGCUGGGUAUUCAAUCUAACCCGAGUCCCUACGGAAUCGGUUGUGGAAUUGAUUAGAAAGGAAGGGCAUAAAUCACUAGUAGUCUAUUGA
Daldinia vernicosa is the source of this 2382-nucleotide messenger RNA. RefSeq lists its product as uncharacterized. The transcript has a single exon. The record is from RefSeq and is a predicted model, not a curated record. Bases 1 to 2382 code for a protein of 793 amino acids. NCBI's taxonomy places the organism in Eukaryota, Fungi, Ascomycota, Sordariomycetes, Xylariales, Hypoxylaceae.